UCCAGGAAGUUGUGUGUGGACAUAUUUUGAAACAUCUUGACAACAUGACUUUGUUAAAGCUGUAUGCCAUGUUGGCAGGCACCGUGGUGAUAUUGUCCACAAGUCUCAACGCUGUUCAAGGAAUAUGCAACAAAACGUGUUCAAGGAACGGCGUUCUUAGCAAGGAUACUUGCAAAUGCGACUGUGAAGGCAACUGGAAAGGAGAUAUAUGUGACGAAUGCGACUUAGUUUGUCAUCACUUCGGCUGUCUUUUUACUCCUAUAUGUGAGUGUCAGUGUCGAUACUACUGGGCUGGAAUUACCUGUGAAGAUUGCACAUUAAAAUGUGUACAUGGGUAUUUGACUGAUUCGUGCAUUUGCACUUGUGAUGAAGAUUGGGUUGGUGAUAGGUGUGAAACUUGCAACUUGAUUUGUGAGAAUGGUGCCUCGCUUAGAUUAGCAUUAUGCCGCUGUGAUUGUAUGGAACCCUGGACCGGAAAAAAUUGUGAUCAGAGACCUUUAAGAGUAGUAGUGCAUGAGACUGAAGGUUUAGGUGUAGGCGUAGGAUCUAUGGUGGUGCUUGCUAUCGCUUCGUUAGUGACCAUCACUACUUCUGUGGUUUGGGUAAUAUACUUCAGGAAGAGACGAAAUGCAAACGAUGGGAAGAGCUCGGUACCUAACAAAGACAAAAAAGUCCUAUAUCAGGCUGAUAACCUUGCCUUCCCGAUAUAAUAUCUCAGUAAUGAAGAAACAAAAGAGACAAUACUCUUACAAUUUAAAAGUGUUUGUCUUUUCAUGUGAAAAUAUUUCACACAAAUAAAGUUUGUUUUCUUUACCUGCACUACUAUCUGGCCCGUGCUUAUAAACCUUAAAGUCUAGACUUUAAUAAAGUCCACACUUUAACGUCAUGGCAACGCCAUUCAAAUGGCAUUACGUUAAAGUCUGGACUUUAUUAAAGUCUAGACUUUAAGUUUUAUAAGCACGGGCCCAGGAGCAUAUUAGCAGCAGCUAUUAAAUGUCAAAGAUUUGAAAACUUUUAAAUGUACUUUCCUGCAGAUAAGAUUAGAUUUGGACUUUGAUGAAAUAUUUUCUAAUUGUUUUUAACUAGUAAUUCUCGUCAAGGGAGAUUCACAUAUAUGAGCGAUCAAUAAGUGAGUGUCAGUGUCACACCUCUCGUGUCCACACGUCUGACACCAAUGUAAGGUCAAGGUCAUAUUGAACUUAGUUUAUAAUUGCUAAUAGCACGGAUUCCUAAUAAUUAAACUUAAUAGUGCAUGUUGUUUUGUAUGAAUAUAUUUCAGUAAAGAUUGAUUAGAUUGGAUAAAGAUGGUUUAACAUUUUGCUGUUAAAGUUUACGUGUUCGAGUAUUUUGCCAUUUGCAAUAGUGAUAUGGCACUAGAUGUUGUGAUUUGUUCACAAUCAACUAUUAACUAGUAUUGAUGUCUGCUGAACAAAUACGUAGAUAUAGCGAGAUGGCAGUAGAUGUUUGAUUUGUUCACAAUGAACUGUUAACUAGUAUUAAUGUAUGCUAACAAAUAUGUACGAGAAAUAGUGAGAUGACAGUACAUUUUCUGAGUUGGUCACAAUGAUCUAUAAACUAGUAUUAAUGUCUGCUAACAAAUACAUACAAGAAAUAGUGAGAUGGCAGAUAUUCAGAUUUGUUUACAAUGAACUGUUAACAUAUUAAUGUCUUCUAACAAAUACAUAGAAAUAGUGGGAUGGCAGUAGAUGUUCCGAUUUAUUCACAAUAAACUGUUAACUAGUAUUAAUGUCUGCUAAUCAAAUACAUAAACAUUGUAGCACAUCUUGUGAAUUGGUUAUAAUGAACAGUUAACAACUAAUAUUAAUGUCUUCUAACAACUAAUAAAUACAUAGAAAUAGUGAGAUGACAGUAGAUAUUCUAAGUUGUCCACAAUGAACUAUUAACUAGUUUCUGAUGUCUGCUAACACAAAUGUACUAGAACUAGUGAGGUGGCAGUAGAUUUAAGUUACAAUGAACUAUUAACUAGUAUUAAUGUCUGCUAACAAAUACAUACUAGAAAUAGUGAGAUGGCAGUAGAUCUUUUGAGUUGUCCACAAUGAACUGUUAACUAGUAUUAAUGUCUGCUAAUAAGAGUGUACUAGAAAUAGUGAGAUGGCAGUAGAUCUUUUGAGUUGUCACAAUGAACUGUUAACUAGGAUUAAUGUCUGCCAACAAGUAAGUAGAAAUAGUGAGAUGGCAGUAGAUCUUUUGAGUUGGUCACAAUGAACUGUUAACGUGUAUUAAUGUCUGCCAACAAGUAAGUAGAAAUAGGGAGAUGGCAGUAGACCUUUUGAGUUGGUCACAAUGAGCUGUUAACUAGUAUUAAUGUCUGUUAAUAAGGUGCUAGAAAUAGUGAGAUGGAAGUAGAUCUUUUUGAAUUGUCCACAAUGAACUGUUAACUAGUAUUAAUGUCUGCUGACAAAAAUGUACUAGAAAUAGUGAGAUGGCAUAUCUUCUGAGUUGGUUAUUAUGAACUGUUAACAAGUAUUAAUGUCUGCCAACAAAUAAGUAGGAAUAGUAGUAGUAAGAUGGCAGAAGAUAUUUGUCAAUGUCAUAUUGAACUUGAUUAAUAAUUGCUAAUAAAAUUCGAAUCCUUUGAUGUUCUUUAACCUGUACAUGUGUUCAUGAAUAUGUUGCCAAACAAGCUUAUGGAGGUUUAUGCCCUCAACUGAUUUCACUGUGGCUCAAAAUGUUUGGUUCCAUUUCCACUAUUGAUAGAAUGGCACUAUUAAUAAUAAUAAUAAUAAUAGAUUUUUUUUUUCUUCAGAUCAGUGAUCCAUAGAACAUAUUUAAACAUCACAUACAAAACUGAUUACAUAAUAUACAGAUUUGACAUACACAUUAGUACAC
Gigantopelta aegis is the source of this 2850-nucleotide messenger RNA. Its product is annotated as teneurin-a-like. The record is from RefSeq and is a predicted model, not a curated record. The transcript is spliced from 8 exons. Lineage: Eukaryota; Metazoa; Mollusca; Gastropoda; Neomphalida; Peltospiridae. Bases 45 to 710 code for a protein of 221 amino acids.